Nothoprocta perdicaria is the source of this 4298-nucleotide messenger RNA. RefSeq names its product CD109 molecule (gene CD109). Bases 54 to 4169 code for a protein of 1371 amino acids. The record is from RefSeq and is a predicted model, not a curated record. The transcript is spliced from 32 exons. Gene Ontology annotation, cellular component: extracellular region. Gene Ontology annotation, molecular function: endopeptidase inhibitor activity. NCBI's taxonomy places the organism in Eukaryota, Metazoa, Chordata, Aves, Tinamiformes, Tinamidae.
UCACUGUAAGGGCAGAAGUGAUCAAAGAUAACAAGACACUUUUGAGCAGGGAAAUGGUCUUUGAGAAAGAUUCCUUUGGGACUCUUGCUCUUCCAGCACUGCCUUUGAACAGUGCKUCUGGGAAUUAUGAAUUACUGGUGGAAGGCCAUGCUGAGGGCCAGCAGGUCUUCUCUAACCGUACCAGCUUGACAUAUAUCUCAAAGAGGAGCUCUGUGUUCAUCCAGACUGACAAAUCUACGUAUAAACCAGGACAAGAUGUGAUGUUUCGGAUUGUCACAGUCUAUCCUGAUCUCAAACCUUACAAAGCAUCUCUGAAUAUAUUUAUCCGAGACCCUCGGAAGAAUUUGAUUCAGCAGUGGUUGCUGGAGGAGGGUGAUUUGGGAGUAGUUUCAAAAAAAUUUCAGUUGUCGAUGAACCCUCCACUAGGAGAUUGGUCCAUAGAAGUGGAAGUGGACGGUCAAGAUCACUAUCAAAGAUUUAAAGUGAUGGAGUAUGUUUUGCCAAGAUUUGAUGUCACGAUAAAAACAUCAUUAUACUACUCUUUAAGAGAUGAAGACAUAACUGGUGUUGUCACUGCAAAGUAUACUUAUGGAAAACCAGUGAAGGGAACUGUAACCAUCACUUGCCUUCCUGUCUCUUACUGGACAAACAAGAAAAACGUAACAAACACAAUGGAGAUUAAUGGAUCUGCGAAUGUUACAUGUAACAAAAUUUUGUUGCAAGACUUGAAUGCUGAUCAGUCAUGGCACCAUCAUGACUCUGAUUACAGAGAGCCGAUAGAAAUUAUAGCUGUGGUUACCGAGUCUCUUACAGGAAUCUCCCAGAAUUCAACUAUCAUCAUAUUUCCAAAGCAAAGUGACUAUUUUAUUGAAUUUGUGGACUACUCUAGAGUAAUAAAGCCUUCUCUGAACUUCAUAGCUACUCUAAAGGUGACACGUUCUGAUGGCAGCCAGCUGACAACUGAAGAACGACAGAAUCUUGUCACAAUCACUGCACARCAGACAGACCUGUUUUUUGAGCAUUCUUCACUUUCUUACCUUGAUAAYGAGGCAACAGAAGAGAGCAAUAAGACGGUCCAUGUCCUGAAUUACACUGUUCCAGAAAAUGGAAUUAUUGAUAUUGAGUUUCCAAUUCUGGAUAAUACAAAAAAUCUGAGAGUUCAGGCAGAGUUCCUCAACAGUAAGACUGACAUAGGUGUUUAUGAUGUGUUCAGCUCAUCCAGCCAGACUUAUCUCCAGGUUAAAACAAAGAGCCAGGAUGUAAAGGCUGGGAAACCUUUUGAGCUGACUAUUGCAAGCAACAAGCCAGUAAAAGAGUUUCAUUACCUGGUAGUAUCUAAGGAACAGAUUAUGGCAUUUGGCACAAAAGUUUCCACAACAUUCACUUUAACAGCAGAAAAUUCCUGGGCUCCCCUGGCACACGUACUUGUAUUCUAUGUUGAUGAGCUUGGAGUAGUUGUAAAUGAUGCUGUCACUGUCUCCAUUCAGCCUGCCUUGGACAAGAUUAAAAUCUCUUGGAGCAAAGAUAAGGUCAAGCCAUCUGAGAAAGUCUCCCUUAAAAUCAGUACAAUGGAACCAAGAUCAAUAAUUGGACUUGCAGUUGUUGAUAAAAGUACAAAACUUCUAGGAGAAAGUAGUGACAUAACAGAAGAUUCUGUAAUACAUGAUCUCCAUUUAUACAACACAGCWCAGUACUUUCCCCUGGUUAGAAGUUCUUUUGAUGUCUUUCAGAAAUGCAGCCUUUGGGUAUCAACUGAUGCAAUUCUUGAGGAGGAUAAAGAAAAUGGCGGAAUGAUACCCAUAGAGGAUGAUUUUGCUGAUGAUUUGUUGGAAACCAGAGAUGGAUCUCAUGAUUUCAGCACUCCUUAUGUCAGGACACGUUUUCCAGAGACUUGGCUUUGGAUUGACACCAAUACUAGAUCUGACACAGGUACCACGCUGGAAGUUACUGUACCCGAUACCAUCACAUCCUGGAUAGCCAGUGCUUUUGUGAUUUCUGAAAACAGUGGGCUUGGGUUGACAACUGCUCCAGCUGAGCUGGAAGCUUUCCAACCUUUCUUCAUUUUCCUGAACAUCCCAUAUGCUGUCACCAGAGGAGAACAGUUCGUUUUGGAAGUGAACAUCUUUAACUAUUUGAAAGAAGAGGCUGAAGUUAYCGUGUAUUUGGAUGUGGAUGAUGCCUUUGAAAUUACUCUGACAUCCAAUGAAAUAAAUUCUACAGCAAAUCAGCAGUCUAUAUUUGUACCAAGUGAAGACGGGAAAACCGUUCAAUUCCCUAUCAAGCCAACAAAGCUGGGAGAGAUUCCUAUCAAAGUGACGGCAAUAUCAUCUGCUGCUUCUGAUGCUAUCAUUCAGAAAGUUUUAGUAAAGGCUGAAGGAUUGGAACAGAUUUAUUCUCAGACAGUUCUUUUGGAUUUGACUGGGAAUAAUCUGCAAACAUUGUCAAAAACGUUGGAUUUCAGUUUUCCUUCUGAUGUAGUAAGUGGCAGUGAGAGAGUGCAGGUCACUGUUAUUGGUGAUAUACUUGGGCCUUCUAUCAAUGGUUUGGAAUCAUUGAUUAAGAUGCCUUAUGGCUGCGGUGAACAGAAUAUGAUCAAUUUUGCUCCGAAUGUUUAUGUUCUGCAAUACCUGACUAAAACCAGGCAGCUCAGAGAAGAUAUUAAAUCGAAAGCCAUAUCAUUUAUGAGAAAAGGCUACCAAAGAGAGCUUCUUUUCCAGAGGGAUGAUGGCUCCUUUAGUGCCUUUGGAAAUGAAGAUUCCUCUGGGAGCACAUGGUUAACAGCUUUUGUAUUAAGAUGUUUCCUUCAAGCUCGUCCAUUCAUAGAUAUUGAUGCAAAUGUACUUGUGGAUACAGCUAAGUGGCUUGUCCAGCAUCAGAAAUUAAAUGGAGAAUUUCAGGAGCCUGGCAAAGUGAUACAGAGUGACCUUCAAGGAGGCAACAAUAAUCUAGUCACUCUAACAGCUUACAUCAUGUCAUCCCUGCUGGAGUUUCCAGAUAAACAGCAUAUUGAUGCAAUCAGACGUGCCACAAACUUUCUAGAAGAAGAAUUAGAAGAAGGCAUUUUGGAUAAUUAUACUUUGGCACUUGUGACAUAUGCAUUGUCAAGGGCAAAAAGUACAAAAGCAAAGGAAGCCCUGAAUAUAUUAAACCAGAGAGCAGAACAAGAAGGUGAAUUUCGUUUCUGGGUAACACCUGCUUCUGAAAUUUCUGAUUCAUGGCAGCCACGCUCCAUUGAUAUUGAACUUGCAGCAUAUGCUUUGCUCUCACACUUUCAUCAAAACAGAUUAGCAGAGGGGAUCCCAGUUAUGAAAUGGUUAAGUCAACAAAGAAAUCACCUUGGAGGAUUUUCAUCUACUCAGGACACUGUAGUGGCUCUGCAAGCCUUGAGUCUAUUUGCAUCUAUUACUGCCACCAGCAAGACUGAGAUUGAUGUUACUGUAACAGCACCUACGUUGAAAAUUCCAGAAACAUUUUCAAUUGAUACUCGAAACCGUUUUCUACUUCAGACCAAGGAGCUUGUGCCUGUGCAACCUAUGACUGUUACAGUUUCAGCUGAGGGGAUUGGAUUUGCUAUCUUUCAGCUCAAUGUUAUUUACAACACAAAACACACUGAUCAGAGGCUCAAAUCUGUUCAAAACCAAGAAGCCUUUGACUUGAAUGUUGAUGUAAAAGAUAACAAGGAUGAUAUCAACCAUUUGACUGUGAAUGUGUGCACAAGGUACCUGGCUUCUGGUGCAGCUUCUAGUAGUGGUAUGGCUCUUAUGGAGGUCGGCUUACUCAAUGGUUUCUCUGUGUCACCAGAUUUCAUUCCAUUAGACAAAAAAAUUAAGAAGAUGGAAAAGGACAAUGGAAAAGUCAACCUAUACUUGGACUCCCUAAAUGAAACACACGUUUGUGUGGAUAUUCCAGCUGUGAGAGACUUCAAAGUGGCGAAUACCCAGGGCGCCUCAGUGACUAUAGUGGAUUACUAUGAACCUAGGAGAAGAGCRGUGAGAAGCUACAAUUCAGAAGUAAUGCGAAGUGUGACCACUUGUGACUUCUGUAAAAAUGACUGCAGUCUUUGCAGCGGGGAUAGGCCUUCAGCCUUGCUUCAGCACUCUUCAUUAUCUUCCUUGUUCCUCAUGUUAUUUGUUGUUCAAGUAAGCUUGCUGCUUGGUUGGGUGCUGUAGAAGGAAACUGCUUAUGUUUCACAUUUAAGGUUUCCGUAAAUUAAUCCAAAGAAAAUUUUAUGUUUGAAUACUAGCUCGUCUUCAGUGAUUACAGAGACCAGACUCCUGCUGUGCUCAGGAGGAGCAGGA